Molecule: messenger RNA, 765 nt
Organism: Lecanosticta acicola
Lineage: Eukaryota; Fungi; Ascomycota; Dothideomycetes; Mycosphaerellales; Mycosphaerellaceae
Source: the annotation of a GenBank genome assembly
AUGGUCUACCGCCACCCAGUUGUCGUCUUCGUCACCGACGAGAACGGCGCAUCGCGCCAGGCGGGUGAGUGCCACCCACAGAACCUCGGCCGCGCCUCCGCCGAGGCUGCCGAGCAGCUGCGCGCCUCGGAGACCAAGUCCGAGGUCUUCUUCGACGGCAGCGUGGUCGACUCGCACUCGGUCGACAAGAUCUGCGACUGGAUCAACAGCAUCAACUUCGCGAGCAAGGACCUCGAGGAGCACGGCCUCGAGGUCUCCUUCGCUGGUCCCAACCCGACCUUCGAGCAGAUCGUCCUCCUCCACUCGACCGGAUACUACAUGCGCUGCCCGGCCACCCUCCGCGGCCAGCACCUCGAGAACGAGAUCUGGAAGUACAUGCACGAGAACUGCCUCUCCCUCCGCCAGUUCAAGAUGAUCAUGGAGUGGAUCCCGUUCUCCAAGCUCUGCAAGGCCGCCAAGGACGGAAUCGUCUACCAGAAGGUCCACGGCCCUGUCCCGCCGGAGAUGGCCCAAAUCGAGCAGUACUGCGAGGAGAACGGCAUGCUCGACGACCUGACCAACUACGAGCGCCACAUCCUCCGCAUCAAGGCCCACCACGAGAAGCAGGCCGCCGAGGCCGCCGAGCGCGAGCGCAAGAAGGCCGAGUACCAGAAGAAGCAGGAGGAGGAGGCCGAGUACGAGAAGAAGCAGGAGGAGAAGGCCGAGUACGAGGACGACAUGCGCGCGGGCAGCUACGCUGCUGCCGCUCGCGGCAACACCCAGUAG